AUGCUUCGUGGGUACAACAUUCGAGAUGUAUCAAGAAUUCAUCGAGAGUAUGGUGAGAUUGUUCGAAUCGGCCCCAAUGAGCUUUCUUUCGCGAAAACGGAAGCAUGGAAUGACGUCUUUUCCCAUCGACCUGGCCAUCAGGAGUUUUACCGUAAUCCCAUUUGGUGGAGCAGGCCCCCAGGACAACCUAGCUCAUUUAUCACCGCAAACCCUGAGGACCACGCUCGUAUGCGCCGUGUUCUCGGCGAUGCCUUCUCGGAAAAGGCGUUGAAAGAACAGGAACCAAUCUUUCAACGCUAUGUUCAGCUUAUGAUUCAAAGGCUUCGAGAAAAAGCUCAAAUUCGAGAUGAAGGCGUGAUUGUUAAUAUUGUGGAUUGGUACCGGUACUGCACAGUAAGAAAAGCCCCUUUACAAAGAUAGUGCAAAAGCUAACCCGAGGAAAUAGUUUGACAUUAUCGGAGAUCUAAACUUCGACGAGUCCUUCGACUGUCUAAGCAAUGGAAGAUAUCACUGGUGGAUUGAAGGUAUUUUCAAUGUUUUUAAGAUAUCUGCUUUUUUGGCAUGUAUCAGGUUUUUCCCAUGGCUGGAAGCAAUCUUUCUACGUUGCAUUCCAAAAAAGAUGCAAGACCUCCAACAACACUACCAAGCUGUUGUCGACAAGACACAACGUAGGAUGAAUAAGGGGCUUGGUCGCCCCGACAUUAUGUCUUACAUUAUGCGUAACAACGGAGAAAAAGGAAUGACGGCACCAGAAAUCCAAUCUUCGAUGAAUGUACUAAGUGUAGGUGGUAGCCAUAAUACGUCGUCUACUAUGUCAGGAAUCACAAAUUACCUGGUUAAAAACCCUGCUUGCCUUCAACGACUGGCCAUGGAAGUCCGCUCUGCUUAUCAAUCGUCACACGAUAUCACCCUCGCGAGUCUUCUAAAACUUCUAUAUCUCAAUGGAGUCAUAGAGGAAGGACUACGAAUCGCACCGCCUUUUCCAGCAGGUCCACCUCGAUGUGUGCCACCUGGCGGAGAUACGGUCUGCGGCGAAUGGCUUCCAGGUGGAGUAAGUACCCUCCAGCUCUAGAACCACCACCGUUUCAUGCUAAUUUCUUUCGUGGUUCAGACAGAAGUGCAAGUAAAUUCAUGGUCUCUUCAGCGUUCACCUGCUGCGUUUGUACUCCCGGAAGAGUUUCACCCGGAGCGUUGGCUUCUCCACACGGAUCCUUCCUCCAUCUUCAUUAAUGACGAUAAGAAUGCUUCCCAACAGUUUUCAGUGGGCCCUCGGAGAUGCCUGGCGCAGUCAUUGACCUAUGCUGAGUUGAGGCUGAUGCUUGCUUCUAUGGUGUAUUCUUUUGAUAUAAGACCUGUCGACAAUCCUGCUGGUAAGUUGGUCUGGUCUGAUCAAAAGACAUAUAUUGUUGUGGAUGAGAGGCCAUUUGAGGUUUGUUUGGUCUCUGUGGUGAAUUAA
Messenger RNA from Hymenoscyphus albidus, 1456 nucleotides. Lineage: Eukaryota; Fungi; Ascomycota; Leotiomycetes; Helotiales; Helotiaceae. The record is from the annotation of a GenBank genome assembly.